UGUUCGUCUUACUCUAGGGGUGUAGUUAAGAGUUUGGGAUGGAUUGAGACAGUAGCUCGAGACGUGGAGAACUUCACCAUGCCUCCCAGUGAGUGCUCAAAGAGCAUAUUGUGUCUUGUUUUUGUAUUUUAGCGUGUUUGUUACAUGUGAUGCAGCUUGAUCGUGAGUUCAGAGGUUUGAUCGGAAGGGCUGAAGAGCGGUCAUGGACGGAGCCUGGGCUGUUAUUCUCAUUUCUCUGGCUAUGUUCGUGGGAUGUUUCAUGCUUGGGAUAAUCCCGCUGUUGAUCAAUUUAUCAGAGCAGAAACUGCAGCUGAUUACCGUGCUGGGGGCGGGGCUUCUAUGUGGCACUGCCCUGUCAAUCAUCAUCCCAGAGGGGGUGGAGUUAGUGCAGGAGUCAUGGAAAGACUGGUAUUGCUCCGCUGUGGGAGAGAGUCAGAAUAGCUCGGAAGCGAACUCAACGCUUCAUCUAACUGCAAAGAAAGGUCUGCGUCCUCACUUCUUCAUAGGAGUCUCUCUCGUCUUGGGCUUCACGUUGAUGUUUGUGGUGGACCAGGUUGCCAGCUACUGCUCCAUGCACGAACCCCGAGCGCACAUGUACAGCGGCAACAGUGUCACUGCCACCCUGGGUCUGCUGAUUCACGCCGCAGCUGAUGGCGUUGCUCUGGGUGCAGCUGCGGCCUCAGCGCAGGUGUCUGUGCAGGUCGUCGUGUUUUUUGCUGUAAUUCUGCAUAAGGCUCCAGCGGCGUUCGGCCUUGUGUCUUUCCUCAUGCACGCCGGUCUGGAGAGGAAGACCAUUCAGAAGCAUUUACUGGCUUUUUCUGCUGCUGCGCCGCUGAUGGCCAUCAGCACUUAUUUCAUCCUGAGCGCAUCCGAUGGCUCUUCUCAGAGCCGCCUGAGCGCCACAGGCAUCGGCAUGCUUUUCUCAGCUGGGACGUUCUUGUACGUGGCCACGGUUCAUGUCCUGCCAGAAAUCAACAGCAGAGGGCAUCAGCGCUCCGCUCACCACCAGCACCAGCAGCAGCAGGGCGGCCUGGGCGUCACCGAGAGCCUGACCCUCGUCCUGGGGACCGGACUUCCUGUGCUGUUGGCCCUCGGACUACCGCAUGACUAACCUACGAACAGACCGACGGCCAAACACGACGGAAUAGACUCCAGAACGCUUUUUUUGAUUCGAGGUUUUGUCAGGAUUGGCGUUUGACUGUUCGUUUUAUUAGCCGAGAAACAAACCACAAGCCUGUUUUUUUAUGUGUGUGUGUGUGUGUGUGUGUGUGUGUGUUCAUCGUGAAAGAGAAAAACAGACAAUCAGAUUUUAUUCUACCGUAGAAAUGAAGUAAUCGCUGCCAUGAAGUUGCUGAACGCAAGUGCAAUACAGUGCUCUUUUUCCCAAAAAUGUUCAAAUAUAGUUUUUGUUUUCCUUAAUAGCUUUGUAUUGAAUCAAGAAUGCUUCGUGUUAAUAUAAGCCAUUGUUUAUUUCGAGAACUACAAAGCGGCGCGAUCUCAAAUACAUGCACAUUGAGAUGGCGUGACGAUCUGUGUGGUACGCAACGAUCUAUUAAAAGCCAUAAAAACUG
This is a messenger RNA of Puntigrus tetrazona (Sumatra barb), 1571 nucleotides long. Its product is annotated as zinc transporter ZIP9-B. Gene Ontology annotation, biological process: transmembrane transport; zinc ion transport. Gene Ontology annotation, cellular component: membrane. Bases 203 to 1111 code for a protein of 302 amino acids. NCBI's taxonomy places the organism in Eukaryota, Metazoa, Chordata, Actinopteri, Cypriniformes, Cyprinidae. Gene Ontology annotation, molecular function: metal ion transmembrane transporter activity. The transcript has 7 exons. The record is from RefSeq and is a predicted model, not a curated record.